CAGAACCCUAAAAAUCAAGAACACCGAAGAUCAGUAAAAUGAUUCAAGAAAGCCCAACAAAACCACUCAAAUCACCUCUACCGAUCUUCAUCAUCACACUACUAACACUAUCAAUCACUGCAAAAUCUGAUUCCACCUUACAAGACCCAACUAUACUUCAAGUUACAGAUGAUCAUAACCCUACUCUGAGCAGUAGAAAGUUCUUGGGUACCAAAGUUGAAGAUAAUUUCAAGAUUUUCAUGGCGGAUCAUAACAAGCAAUAUGGAACCAGAGAAGAGUACAUGCACCGCCUUGGUGUUUUCGCCAAGAACGUUAUCAGAGCAGCGGAGCAUCAGGUGAUGGACCCUACGGCUGUCCAUGGCGUCACGCCGUUUAUGGAUUUGACGGAGGAGGAGUUUGAGAGAAUGUAUACUGGUGUUCUUGGUGGUGGAGUGGAUGAACGGAGUGUAACCACUGCGUCGUCGGUUUUGGAGACUGGUGGAUUGCCUGAAGCUUUUGACUGGAGGAAGAAGGGAGCUGUUACUGAUGUAAAGAUGCAGGGAGCAUGUGGUUCAUGUUGGGCUUUCAGUACAACCGGAGCAAUUGAAGGUGCACAUUUUAUUGCAACAGGAAAGCUUCUCAAUCUUAGCGAGCAACAAUUGGUGGACUGUGAUAGAGUGUGUGACAUAAAAGAUAAGACUUCAUGUGAUGAUGGUUGCGGUGGAGGUCUUAUGACGAAUGCAUACCGGUAUUUGAUGGAGGCUGGAGGGUUAGUAGAAGAGAGUACUUAUCCUUAUACCGGGAAACGAGGUGAAUGCAAGUUCGAUGAGAAGAAAAUUGCUGUGAGAGUUGCUAAUUUCACUACUAUCCCAAUUGAUGAGAGCCAAAUGGCUGCACAUUUGGUGCAUCACGGACCUCUCGCAAUUGGAUUGAAUGCCGUUUUCAUGCAAACUUACAUCGGAGGCGUCUCAUGUCCGCUUAUUUGCGGCAAGAGACGGAUAAACCAUGGUGUUCUGCUUGUCGGUUAUGGAGCUAAAGGGUUCUCAAUCCUUAGAUUUGGGUAUCAGCCAUAUUGGAUUUUGAAGAACUCGUGGGGAAAGCGAUGGGGAGAAGAAGGAUAUUAUCGCAUUUGCCGGGGACAUGAAAUGUGUGGAUUGGAUAGAAUGGUCUCUGCUGUGGUAACUCAAGUUUCCUAAAUUCUAUAUAAAUAUAUGAAUGUAUAAUAAUAUAGAGAUGGGAGAAUAAAAGAGAAACUAUUUGUGUGCCAACUUUAUUUGGGAUUCUUGAAGUGAUUUUUGAUUUAUGUAUUGUUUGUU
Molecule: messenger RNA, 1295 nt
Organism: Mercurialis annua (annual mercury)
Lineage: Eukaryota; Viridiplantae; Streptophyta; Magnoliopsida; Malpighiales; Euphorbiaceae
Product: probable cysteine protease RD19D
Exons: 4
Coding region: 39-1175 (378 amino acids)
Cellular component (GO): lysosome
Molecular function (GO): cysteine-type endopeptidase activity
Source: RefSeq, a predicted model, not a curated record